CCCGCGCCUUCGCGCGCCUGCGCCCCGGGCGGAAGGUCGUCCCUGUGACCGGCCCGGCGGUUGAAGCAGUUGUCGCCAUGUUGUCGGCCGCCGCCCGCUCGGGCCCGUUCGCGCCCGUCCUGUCCGCCACGUCCCGCGGGGUGGCGGGCGCGCUGCGGCCUCUGGUGCAGGCCGCGGUGCCCGCCGCCUCGGGGCCGCCGGUGCUGGACGCGAAGCGGCCCUUCCUGUGCCGGGAGUCGCUGAGCGGCCGCGCCGCGCACCGGCCUUUGGUCGCCUCCGUGGGCCUCAACGUCCGUGCGUCUGUUCGCUGCUCCCACACAGACGUCCGAGUGCCCGACUUCUCUGACUACCGGCGCGCCGAGGUUCUGGACAGCACGAAGUCUUCCAAGGAGAGCAGCGAGGCCAGGAAGGGGUUCUCCUAUUUGGUGACCGCGACCACCACCGUGGGCGUCGCCUACGCCGCCAAGAAUGUGGUCACCCAGUUCGUGUCCAGCAUGAGCGCCUCUGCCGAUGUGCUGGCCAUGUCCAAAAUCGAGAUCAAGCUGUCCGACAUUCCGGAGGGCAAGAACAUGGCUUUCAAGUGGAGAGGCAAGCCCCUGUUUGUGCGCCACAGGACCAGGAAGGAGAUCGACCAGGAGGCUGCGGUGGAGGUGUCCCAGCUGAGGGACCCGCAGCAUGAUCUGGAGCGCGUCAAGAAGCCCGAGUGGGUCAUCCUGAUCGGCGUGUGCACCCACCUGGGCUGCGUGCCCAUCGCAAACGCAGGCGACUACGGCGGCUACUACUGCCCUUGCCACGGGUCGCACUACGACGCGUCCGGCAGGAUCAGGAAGGGGCCCGCCCCCCUCAACCUGGAAGUUCCCUCCUACGAGUUCACCAGCGACGACAUGGUGAUCGUCGGGUAGAGACUUGGACCCCAGCCACGGGCUUCCCGCAGCCUUCCUGUCGCCUCAGGAAGUCACGUGGGAAGAGCGGGCCUUCUGUACUUCACGUUGGUUGAUUUGGAAUAUUUAAGAAUUGCUAAUAAUGUAUCUGCAAACAUUAAUGCGAAGUAAAUUGAAUUUAAUGUGGAAUACUUUCAAGCGUUGAGUUAAUAAAGCCACUGUUAAGCGUUGCUAAGCUCAGUCGUGCACUCGAAAGGUGCUGUGUCUGACGGCUCGUUCUAAUUAAAAAUUACAGGCUGGUGUACACGGA
Microcebus murinus (gray mouse lemur) is the source of this 1191-nucleotide messenger RNA. NCBI's taxonomy places the organism in Eukaryota, Metazoa, Chordata, Mammalia, Primates, Cheirogaleidae. The record is from RefSeq and is a predicted model, not a curated record.